Molecule: messenger RNA, 1000 nt
Organism: Eruca vesicaria subsp. sativa (arugula)
Lineage: Eukaryota; Viridiplantae; Streptophyta; Magnoliopsida; Brassicales; Brassicaceae
Source: the annotation of a GenBank genome assembly
UAGGCUUCCGCAUAAAUCUGAGGAAAAGGAAGAGAAAAGACGCACACCCAAAGACUCCCUUCUUCUUCGUCUCUCAAACUAAUUUGAUUCAACCAUGGCUAAUGCAGCGUCAGGUAUGGCAGUCCACGAUGACUGCAAGCUCAAGUUUCUCGAACUCAAAGCCAAGCGUACUUUCCGUUUCAUCGUUUACAAGAUCGAGGAGGCGCAGAAGCAAGUGGUCGUGGAGAAACUAGGAGAGCCUGGUCAAUCCCAUGAGGACUUUGCCAAAAGUCUCCCUGCUGAUGAAUGCAGAUACGCUGUUUUCGAUUUCGAUUUCGUCACUGCUGAGAGUUGCCAAAAGAGCAAGAUCUUCUUCGUCGCAUGGUCUCCGGACACAGCAAAAGUGAGGAGCAAGAUGAUCUACGCCAGCUCUAAGGAUAGGUUCAAGCGUGAGCUUGAUGGAAUUCAAGUAGAGCUUCAAGCAACCGAUCCAACUGAGAUGGAUCUUGAUGUUUUCAAGAGCCGAACCAACUGAGGAAAGAUAUCCUCUAAAAAAAAUUGGUUGAAACCAACUUUUUUUAUCCUACUAUUACCGAAUGAUAUGCUUGUUCUUUAAGUUUGCUGUGAAGGCACCAACCAAAACAGCUUCAUUUCAUUGGUCUUUGUCUUCCUAUGUCUUUUUUUUUUUUGGUCCUUGCAGUGUUUUGCUUUAAACUUAAAAAAGAGAUUUGGCUUGUGCUAUUCUACCAUUGUGUAAGAAACCUAAAACCUCUACCAAAAGAUGAAUCUUAUUGACACAGUGUGUCUUUAUCUUCGUCUUCGUUAAUCUAUGUAUCUAAUGAUAUAGUAGUGGUUUAAACUAUUGUCACAACAUAUAACAAAAUAGGUUAGGCUAUUUUACUAAUAUUCUACUUAUUAGUAGACAGAUCCACGAGAUGCUUUUGUAUGUUCUUAAAUCUUAAUAAUCGAUUUACUAGCGUGUCUUAUGGAUCUCCAGAUUUGUUAAACUUUCAUCUGAUUC